AUCAAAAAUAUUCACUGUUCUGUCACGACGAUUUUCUUUCUGUGUUUUACCAUUAUUUUGUUGCUAAAAUAGUUGAUCAAUGUGAAAUUUGCACUAGUUUUGCUUUUUUAUUUUCAGUAUCUUAAUAAAUAAUGUCAGUCAUUCGUUUUUAAACACAUCAUUUUAUUUACUUCAUUGUGUGAAUCUCCACGGUGCUUAUUCGAAUUAUCUUAAUUUAGAUUUUAUAGGAUUUUGUGAAGUGCAAUGUGGUGCAAAUAAUAUUCCCUUACUGUAUUUUACGUGUGAAAUGUCACAACAUGGAUGCCCUGAGAGACUGUCGAAUAGAUCUAAGGGAUUCCAAGAAGAUGGUCAAAGCCAACCCACAAUGGAAGUAUUGGUGGAAACCCUCACGGGUACCGCAUUCGAAAUGACAGUGUCACCUUCUGAUACCAUAUUCGCUAUCAAGUCUAAGAUAUUUAGGGUUGAAGGUAUUCCAGUAUCACAGCAACACCUGUUGUACAACUUGAAGGAGCUAGAAGAUUCGUCUUCUCUCCAUGAGCAUGCGAUAUCGGACGGCGCUCGGUUGCGGCUCGUGCUCGGCAUGUGCGGGGGCCCGAUCACUACACGCCGCCUACCUCCGCCACAGAACGAGCCUUGGAGGGACAUUGAACGACUGCUCGACUCUAAUAGGGACGAUGGCGAGUGGGGCGGCAACGGGUGCAAGGUGACGGUGCUCGUGUUCCGAGAGGGCGAGCGCGUCAACAUGCUGCGCGUCAGGGAGAACCGCGACGGGUCCUACUCGCCGCUCGAUCACAACAAGUGUGAGGGAGACACACUACCAGUCCACACCACACAUGGCAACAUUGGAGCUCUUCGCCUGGUAUGGACUGGUCGUGAGUCUCCGCUGCCUCUUUCGAAUGACGUGAAAUUUUUCCCCGAUUUUAGGGUAAUUUCGAAGAUUUACCCCAAAAAGGAAAAUGGUAAAAAGUGCAUCGGAUGCGCUAUCGAGUUGGCCACACCGGUACGGAGCCGGAUUUUCAAAAUUCAAGAUGGCGGCCAAACCAGCGGCCAUUUUAUCCGAAAAAUUGGGUAUCGUCACCACGUCGAGCCGAUUUUGACGCACUUGGCGACAUUUGUCAGACUACUUCCGGGGAAACAAUUUUUAGGCAAGUAG
Diatraea saccharalis (sugarcane borer) is the source of this 1153-nucleotide messenger RNA. The record is from the annotation of a GenBank genome assembly. NCBI's taxonomy places the organism in Eukaryota, Metazoa, Arthropoda, Insecta, Lepidoptera, Crambidae.